AUGCCGCGGCCGGGGAAGAGCUCGUACAGCGACCAAAAGCCGCCCUACUCGUACAUCUCGCUGACCGCCAUGGCCAUCCAACACUCGGCGGAGAAGAUGCUGCCGCUGAGCGACAUCUACAAGUUCAUCAUGGAGCGCUUCCCCUACUAUCGCGAGCACACGCAGCGCUGGCAGAACAGCCUGCGCCACAACCUCUCCUUCAACGACUGCUUCAUCAAGAUCCCGCGGCGGCCGGACCAGCCCGGCAAGGGCAGCUUCUGGGCGCUGCACCCCGACUGCGGCGACAUGUUCGAGAACGGCAGCUUCCUGCGGCGCCGCAAGCGCUUUAAGGUGCUACGUGCGGACCACGCUCACCUGCACGCAGGUAACACCAAGAGCGCGCCCGGCACUGGGCCCGGAGGGCACCUCCAUCCCCACCAUCCGCACCACGCGCACCACCACCACCACCACCACCACGCUGCCGCGCAUCACCACCAUCACCACCACCCGCCCCAGCCGCCCCCGCCCCCGCCGCCGCCGCACAUGGUGCACUAUUUCCACCAGCAGCCGCCGCCAGCUCCGCAGCCGCCGCCACACCUCUCGUCGCAGCCCCCGCAGCAGCCGCCCCAGCAGUCGCAGCCUCAACAGCCGUCCCACCCUGGCAAGAUGCAGGAGGCAGCGGCUGUGGCGGCAGCAGCAGCGGCGGCGGCUGCAGCUGCAGUGGGCAGCGUGGGGCGCCUGUCACAAUUCCCGCCCUACGGGCUGGGCUCCGCUGCCGCCGCGGCAGCCGCCGCCGCCGCAUCCACGUCGGGCUUUAAGCACCCGUUCGCCAUCGAGAACAUCAUCGGCGGGGACUACAAGGGCGUGCUGCAAGCCGGCGGGCUGCCCUUGGCAUCGGUCAUGCACCACCUGGGCUACCCGGUGCCCAGCCAGCUCGGCAACGUCGUCAGCUCUGUUUGGCCGCACGUCGGCGUCAUGGAUUCUGUGGCCGCGGCCGCUGCCGCUGCUGCAGCUGCGGGGGUCCCUGUGGGCCCCGAGUAUGGGGCCUUCGGGGUGCCGGUCAAGGCCCUGUGCCACUCGGCAAGUCAGAGCUUGCCUGCAGUGCCUGUGCCCAUCAAGCCCACGCCUGCACUGCCGCCGGUGACCGCGCUGCCCCCGGCGCUCACCGUCCCCGCGGCUGCUCAGCAGCCGCCAGCACAGUCCACAGUGUGCCCAGCGGCCGCGGCCUCGCCCGCAGUCUCCCUGCAGCCCACGGCCCCGAGUGCAGCCGAGAGCAAGGGCAGCGCCCUGCACUCGGUGCUGGUGCAUUCCUAG
Messenger RNA from Loxodonta africana (African savanna elephant), 1293 nucleotides. RefSeq names its product forkhead box B2 (gene FOXB2). Gene Ontology annotation, molecular function: RNA polymerase II cis-regulatory region sequence-specific DNA binding; DNA-binding transcription factor activity, RNA polymerase II-specific. Gene Ontology annotation, biological process: cell differentiation; regulation of transcription by RNA polymerase II; anatomical structure morphogenesis. Bases 1 to 1293 code for a protein of 430 amino acids. NCBI's taxonomy places the organism in Eukaryota, Metazoa, Chordata, Mammalia, Proboscidea, Elephantidae. The transcript has a single exon. The record is from RefSeq and is a predicted model, not a curated record.